AUGAAUUUCCAACUUCCAUCCAUCUUCCAGCAUGCCGUCUUCAACACAUCUGCCAUGAACGGCUCCGGCCCCACUGGAUCCGGAGGACAGACGGGGCCUUUUCCGGCCGGUGUCAUGGACAGCUUUCUCGCCACGGCUGGUCGAGGCUCGCCGCUGCUGCAGGUCGUUCUCGUCAUUUAUCGAAUUCUCGGCUCGCAGCUGGGUGUGGAUCCUUCUAUUCUCCUGACCUUGCUCGGCUUCUUCUGGGGUCUGUCCAAGCUUGUUUCUCAGGUCUAUGCCCAUGUGGCCACCUUUGUCGACCGUCAUUUUAUGUGUGCCAUGUAUGUUUCUGAGUAUGACCAUAUUUACAGUCACCUCAUGAAGUGGCUGUCCCAGCAUCAAAGCAUUCGUAAUAGCCAAUUCCUCAUGGCCCAGACGGUAUGGAAGAGCGCAUGGGAGGAAGAAGAGGAGUUGGAAAGCGCUCUCUUCUUUACCGAUGGGGGUGAUACAGACUCGGGUCGUCAAUAUCUCAAUUUCUCAAACCAAGCAGCGAGAUCGAGUCCACGAUUCGUUCCGGCAAUGGGCGCGACCUAUUUUUGGCACAACGGAACUUUUUUCCGUGUACAUCGAAGGAAGGAAUCCGUCAUGGCAACUUCCGGCUGGGGGGCGACGAAAGAUACUGAAGAAAUAAGAAUUUCAUGUUUCGGACGAUCGAUUGAACCUGUCAAAAGGCUAUUAUCGGACGCAAAACAUCUGUACUACAAUGAUACGCGCCAAAAAACAACCAUAUACCGUCCCAAACAGAAGGAGCUUCGUCGCGACCACAGCAUGUGGCAACAAGUGGCAAGACGUCCUGUAAGACCCAUGCAGACGGUUGUACUGGAUAGUGAGGAGAAGCAUGGCAUCUUAGCCGAUGUGAAUGAAUAUCUUCACCCUGCCACUCCCAAAUGGUAUGCCUCUCGUGGUAUUCCAUUACGCCGAGGGUACCUUUUCCAUGGACCGCCAGGGACGGGAAAGACCAGUUUUUCUUUCGCAUUGGCCGGAGUUUUCGGAAUCGACAUAUACGUUAUUAGCUUGCAAGACAUUAAUGUAACAGAGGAAGACCUUGCAGCAUUGUUCACUAGACUUCCCCGAAGAUGCAUUGUUCUGCUAGAGGAUAUUGAUACCGCAGGCUUGAGACGCGACGGGAGAUCAGAUGAAGACGGCGAGAAGAAGGACGAUGCAACCAAGGAAGGGGUAAAGGCGGACGAGAAGACGAAAGCGGAGGACGGAGAGAAGACUAAGAAGACAGAAGAAGCACAGGUCAACGGCGUAAGUAAUGUUAAGAAGGAAGAGAGUGAGCCCAAAACCAACGGGACAAAGGACAAGAGCAGCAAGAAGAAGAAAAGUAAGAAAAAGGACGAAUCCUCAGACGAGAGUGACCAGGAUAGCGAAGAUAGCGACGACAGCAGUGAAGAUGAGCGACGGGCCAGGCGAAGACGAAAAGCGCGAAAGAAUGCCGCCAACAAGUCCAAGAAUCCGGCAGGGAAGAAAGUCCUUGCCCCGGAAAACAUCUCUCUUUCCGGCCUUUUAAAUGCCAUCGACGGUGUAGCUUCGCACGAGGGACGCGUUCUCAUCAUGACAACCAACAAACCCGAGUCGCUUGACGAGGCUCUCAUUCGUCCUGGGCGAGUAGAUGUUCAGGUAGGAUUCAAGAAUGCCUCGAGUCAGCAAGCCGGUGAAUUAUUCUACCGCAUGUACGAAGCGGUUGCGCCUCCGAAGCCGUUGAAGAACGCACCGCAAUUGAACAAGGCCGCCAAAGACAAGAAAUUGGAAAAGAUGGCUGAGAUUUUGACCCCCCAGGGACAGAAGCUCGAUAUAACGCCGGAGGAAUUGAGAAAGAUUUCAGAGGAGUUUGGUGAACAAAUACCGGAGGGCAUGUUCUCGCCUGCGGAAAUUCAAGGAUUUCUACUCAAGCGGAAGAAGGAUCCACGGAAGGCGUUGGAGGAUGCAAACAGUUGGGUUGAGGGGUUGCUCAAGCAAAAGCAGACGCAUUCCAAGGUUGUGACGGUGCAGUAG
Pochonia chlamydosporia 170 is the source of this 2037-nucleotide messenger RNA. Its product is annotated as mitochondrial chaperone BCS1. Gene Ontology annotation, cellular component: mitochondrial inner membrane. Gene Ontology annotation, molecular function: ATP hydrolysis activity; ATP binding. Gene Ontology annotation, biological process: protein insertion into mitochondrial inner membrane from matrix; mitochondrial respiratory chain complex III assembly. Lineage: Eukaryota; Fungi; Ascomycota; Sordariomycetes; Hypocreales; Clavicipitaceae. The record is from RefSeq and is a predicted model, not a curated record. The transcript is spliced from 3 exons. The coding region runs from base 1 to 2037 and encodes 678 amino acids.